AGAUAAAUGCAGUAGAGAGGUGUAGGUUACAAGAAACAACCCUGUCCUGAAUAAUUACAAUUUGUCUUCCCUUUUGUACAUCACUUUUCACAUUCCUGACUGUAAGAUAAGUGCUGAUAUUGUAGCAGGAAAUGUGACUGUCCUUCAAAUAGUUUAUAAAGAUAUCACUGCAACUGCAUUCUCUGCUGUCUGCUGACAACUCUUCUUGACACUUACAGGGGACUGACGAACAGGUCGCACAACAUCAAGUGAAUGAUUUAAAUCAACAUUUGGAGAUGGUGACUGUUUAUACUGCAAAUAUGGAGGUCCAGAGUUUGGCCAUGCGGCGUGAAUUACAGGAAGUUACUGCAGAAAGAGAUCAGUUGAGGCAAAAAGUAAAUAAAAUGAGGCAAGAGAUGACUGAAAUGCAAAAAAACUUUGAGAAUGUUGUUAAUUCAAACAAAGACCUUGAGUUGAAGAUGGUCUCAAUAACAGAGCGAGUGAUACAUCUAGAAAAGCAGUCAGAAAGUGCUGCAAAGAAAGAUAUUGUUGAACGUCAUGAUAGAGAUGUGAGAACAAUUCAGACAUCUCUGACGCAGGUUCGAGCCCAGGUGGUACAGUUGGAGAGACUAAGCUUAAAUGAAGGUCGUUCUGGUUCUGGAUCAGGAGAAAGUGCUUCAGGUAAAUGAAUACACUCGAAACCUGUUAUAACCACUGCGGGGAAUCACAUGAUCAAAAUAAUCUCUAAAUCAAAAUAAUAUGGGAUAAUACUGACGCAUCUUUUGCUGUAAAUCUAAAAUAUAGCCUAUCAUAUGGCAACAUAUAUGUAUCCUAAAACUACAUAGAUUUCAAUCACAAUCACCUUCUGAUUAUCUGGAACACUUCAAGAAACUGAUACUUCUUAAUUUCCUUAGUGUUUGUAAUUACAGGAUAUCUAUCAUUAUUGUCAACUACAUGAUAAUUUAACAAUUUUCAUUAGUCAUAUGGUAAGCUAUGUUUAAAUUUCAUAUCUUAUCAUGAAAGGACAUUUGUUCAUAUUCUUCAAAAUAUAACUUUGGUUUAGAGAUUAUUUUGAUCAUGUGAUUCCCCACAGUGAUAAUGCUACUCAAUAUAUUUUCUGGGGUAAAAAAAAAAAAAAAA
Molecule: messenger RNA, 1119 nt
Organism: Mercenaria mercenaria
Lineage: Eukaryota; Metazoa; Mollusca; Bivalvia; Venerida; Veneridae
Exons: 3
Coding region: 276-668 (130 amino acids)
Source: RefSeq, a predicted model, not a curated record